AUGAGCUCUUGUGUUCACGAACAUGCAUCUUCAGGAAUCGUCACCGUAAUCGUAAGUCCAGAGGGCCGACCAUUCUUCUUCCACGAAACUCUUCUCUGCCAAAAAUCUCCCUGGUUCCGAUCCCACCUCGAGAGCCAAGUGACCGAAGAUCAUGACUAUGACUCCGCUGUUGAACUCUCACCCAUCGAAUCAUCAUUCCAAGACUUUCAACAAACCCAACGAAAGGUAAUCUACCGCUAUGAAGAUGACAUCCAUACCUUCAACCAAUUCUUCAGUUGGGUCUACGGAUCCACAUACCCGCUACCUCGACGUGAUCCAGAAAACUACUCUAGCUCGACACAUAUCUCAGAAUGGGUUAUCCUCCACCAACUAGCAAUUGAGAUGGGAGUUAUGGACUUGGCGCACAAAGCUUUAUCCGAGUAUGUUCUUUGUAGAGAUACCUCACGAACAGGAUAUUGGAUGCCCCUUCCGGCGGAAAUCCAAUUUAUAUAUCAAAAUCAAGCAACGACAUACGAUCUACGCAGUCUUACCGUGUUAAAAAUGCGGUGUCUUUAUUUUUCAACCGGGUUCGAAGGAUUACAAAGAGAACUAUCUGAUAUUUGCGGUUGUCAUCCUGGUUUUCACACCGAUGUUUUUGCAGAGCUACAGAGACAUUCGGAACAAGUGACGCGGUGCAACUAUGAGGACUGCUCUAUUCACAAUCCACACAAUACGACUUCUGGUAGCCUGUACAUCCCAACCAGCAACCAAAUCCAAAACUCAAAUUCUCCCUUGGAAGUCGAGUCACCUCCUCUCCCUUCUUCCGAAUACUUAGACGAUAUCUCCACUCUUGAUCUAGAUAGCUCACCACCUAACCUAUCCGAUUGCGGUACGAUAUCCACAGAACAAGAGGACGCGAACUCCGAGCAAGCGCGAAUCGAAGCAAUGGUUGAAUAUCAUGAGAGUAGGGAUAAGAUGAUGACUUUCGAUGGGGGGGAAGAAGGUCGAUUUUGA
This is a messenger RNA of Botrytis fragariae, 993 nucleotides long. RefSeq lists its product as uncharacterized. The transcript has 2 exons. NCBI's taxonomy places the organism in Eukaryota, Fungi, Ascomycota, Leotiomycetes, Helotiales, Sclerotiniaceae. Bases 1 to 993 code for a protein of 330 amino acids. Gene Ontology annotation, molecular function: protein binding. The record is from RefSeq and is a predicted model, not a curated record.